CAGGACUGUCAGCAGCAGAAACAGAAACUUUUUACCUGUUGGGGAAAAUUUAGACUAGAUUUGCUUUGCAUUUCCCCACAUGAUGGCGAUGAUACAGUAGGAUCCAGUUAGAUUAUUGAUUAUUAUGGGUUGUUGCUAUGUUGUUGUACGGUGUUUUAAGAUUUUGUUCAAUGUGCCCUCUUUUAACCUUGAGCCACUGCCCCCCCAAAGGUCUCUGCACGGCCCUGGGUGGUUUUAUACAUUUGUCUCUUCUAAUCAGAUUGAAUUGCAUGUUUCUGUUUUUUCUAUUGUUUUUAUUUGGUAGGGUUGCACCUGACCUACUACAUCAAGUUUGACUUUAGAGUGCUGGUUUAUGUGAUGCAGGUAUUCAGUGUUUUUAAUGUGUUUUAGAUUGACUUGAUUAAAGUGAUUAAAUAAGCAUUUAGUAUUUUUUGUAUUUUUGUUUUUACAGUUUUAUCACUGCUUCCUGUUGUCUUUCUAGAGUUUGAUUUUCUUUUUUGUUAGUCCGCCCAGUUUGGAUUGUUUGUCUCCCCUUAGUGUUUGUGAGGGCGGGCUAACAACCUUCCAUUUAUUUUUUUUUUGUUUUGUCCUCUGUUUGUCUUUGGGUCACUUUCUGAAUACUCACAUCCCAUGUUGCUGUUAAUCUUAAAUAUCUGAGAUAUUCAAGAUCUCAAACAUCCUGUUUGGUGUGAUCUUGGGUUUGGAUUGCAUGCGAUCAUGUUUGCAGUGAACAUUGUAGUGGUUUAUGUGGGUUUGUCCACCUGAAGUGGAGUUUAAAUUCGGGUUGAACAUUAUCAGCUUGACAACGAAUAGAUAAAGUUCUUAUCUGUGUAACAAUAAAUAUUAAUAAUUAACUUCAUUCUGGUUGUUGUUUAUUGCCUUUUGGCUUGAUGGAGGGUAAAAGAGGCCAAAGCUUAAAAAACUUUCUGUUCAGGAAUGAAGGAGGGAGGAUCAGGUGAGAAUCAUCAUGGAAAGUUUCCUUCAUAUCAACAUUAAACAUGAUUACAUUAAAUAAAUUAAUAAAAAUCCCUGUUUAAUGAACAAUCAACCACAUAUUUUUAGGUUUCUGUAUUUUCAGUCAGAGUGAGAGUUCCUGUCCCAAAGAGGAUCUUUGCUGCAGCAGCACCAACCAUCUGAUCAGGCUGGCUGGUGUUCAUUCCUCUCUGGACUCCAUCUAUGGACCGGAUCAUUCUCCAGAACCCAAGAACCCGUCCCUGAUCAGAACCAGCAGCUGAGCCUCCCUCCAUGUUUUCACCUCAUCUUUCUACUGGAUCCCACUGAACUCGCCUCUCUCCUCUUCAGACGCUCAGAACCUAACAGGUGACCACACCUGUGCUGUGAGAGGGGGCGGAGCCUCAGGUGGGUCGGGUUCAAGUUCUGCAGAAUCAGGUCCGGUUCUCCAGUCGCUCCGACUCGGUUUGUGUGAACAGAAGGAGAAGCAAAGAUCUGAUCAGAACUGAUCUGGAUCAGAACCGGUUCAGCAGCAUCUGGAUCAGCCAAUCAGCAGUGGAGUUUCCUCCUGUGUGUCUCUGCUGGUUCCAGUAGAAACGCUGAUCUGGUGUCAGAGGUGAUCCGCUGCUGGGAUCUGAUGGAAGCCUCUCUGUGGUUCUGAGAGGAUGAUGAUGAUGAUGAUGAUCCUCCUGCUCGUUUCCCAGCAUGCUCUGGGUGGAGUGGUGGAGGUUAAUGAGGGGGCGGAGUCUGUCCUGCUGCCCUGCGUUUACUCUGGUCAAACACCUGAAGACAAUCCGUUCCUCAUCUGGACUCGCAGUGAUCUCAGUCCUAACUCCGUCCACCUACGGAGAGAAAACGGUGACGAUCUUAAGAACCAGAACCAGCGUUUCAGAAACCGGACCUCCAUGAAUCCUGACGCUCUGGAUACUGGAAACUUCAGCCUGACUCUGAGGAAACCUCAGCAGUCUGAUGGAGGAAACUACACCUGCAGCAUCUCUGAUGGAAGACGAGAACUGAACCUGAAACAGAUUCAUCUGAAGGUCAAAGUUGAUCAGCAGGAGGUCGAGGUCACUGAAGGGUCAGAUUCUGUCAUCCUGCCCUGCACAACAUCAUCCCACCUUCCUGAGGACACAUCAGUGGAGUGGACCCGGUCAGAACCUCGUCCCAUGUUCAUUCAUGUGUUUCCCAACACGAGUAAACAUUACGCCCAGCAGGACAAACUUCACAGCUGCCGAACAGAGAUGAACAAAGACUUCCUGAUGACCGGAGACAUCAGCCUGACCCUCAUGUAUCCCACAGACAGAGACGAUGGACGCUACGUCUGCACCGUCUACAGAGACCAGGACGUCCUGAGACACACUGUGGUUCUGAAAUAUGUCAAAAAACCCUUUCCAUCCUGGGCCACAGCUCUGCUGGUUCUGCUGGUUCUGGUUCUCAUCGUCUCUGCAGGCGUUUUAUAUCAUUUUAAAGAUUAUUUCCUGCCAGCUCGACAGGUGGAGGUGGAUCCAUGGGUGAAGUCUGUCCUGCUGCCCUGCAGAACCAAAGUCUACCUUCCUGGAGGCUCUAGAGUGGAGUGGAGGGACGGAGAGAACAAGACGGUUUGUGUGUAUCCGAAAGGUUCUGAUGAUCCUGAAGAACAGAACCUGACCAGCAGCAACAGAACCAGGAUGGGUAAAAACCCACUGAAGACUAAAGACCUCAGUCUGACUCUGGACCGCCCCUCAGUGGCAGACAGCGGGAUCUACACCUGCAGAGUCAGGAAAGGAGUCACCCUGAUGAUGAAACGGGUUCAUCUCCAGUUCAAAGAUAUUGUUGGUCAGUAUCAGCCUGACCUUAAAGAGUCUCUGAAGAUGAAGUUCCAGAGUCUCUCUGAAGGCGUCGCUGAACCUGGAAAUCAAACCGUUCUGAACCAGAUCUACCCAGAGCUCCACAUCACAGAGGGGUUAACUAGAGAGGUCAACCAGGAACAUGAGGUCAGACACAUUGAAACAGCAUCCAGGAAACAAGAAACAAUCAGAAGAGAAGACAUCUUUAAAGUCCAACCUGGAAGUGAUCAACCAAUCAGAACAGUGAUGACCAAGGGAGUGGCUGGCAUUGGGAAAACACUGUUAACACAGAAGUUCACUCUGGACUGGGCUGAAGGCAAAACCAACCAGAACAUUGAUUUCAUAUUUCCAUUCACUUUCAGAGAGCUGAAUAUGUUGAAAGAAGAAAAGUUCAGCUUAUUAGAACUGAUUCAUACAUUAUUUUCUAAAACCAAAGAAAUCAGCAGCUUUGAAACGUUUCAGGUUCUGUUAAUCUUUGAUGGUCUGGAUGAAAGUCGACUUCCUCUGGACUUCAACAACAAUCCGAUCCUGACUGAUGUUACAGAGUCCAGCUCAGUGGAUGUUCUGGUGACAAACCUCAUCAAGGGGAAACUGUUUCCCUCUGCUCUCCUCUGGAUAACCACACGACCUGCAGCAGCCAAUCAGAUCCCUGCUGAGUUCACCGACAUGGUAACAGAGAUCAGAGGGUUCACUGACCCCCAGAAGGAGGAGUACUUCAGGAAAAGAUUCAGAGAUGAUGAAGAGAAGGCCAGCAGGAUCAUCUCCCACAUCCAGAAAUCAAAAACUCUCCACAUCAUGUGUCACAUCCCAGUUUUCUGCUGGAUCACUGCUAAUGUUCUGGAGAAUGUAAUGACCAGAGAGGGAGGAGAGCUGCCCAAGACUCUGACUGAGAUGUACAAAGAGUUCCUGGAGGUUCAACUCAAAAUCAAGGAGGACAAGUAUUUUGGAAAAGCUGAAGAAGAUCCAGAGAACAUAAAGCUGAUUGAGUCUCUAGGAAAACUGGCUUUUGAGCAUCUGCUGAAGGGAAACCUGAUCUUCUAUGACAAAGAGCUCAAACAGUGCGGCAUCAACAUCAAAGAUGCUGCGUUGUUCUCAGGAGUGUUCACUGAAAUGUUUAAAAGAGAGAGAGGGACGUGCGACAUCUCCAUCUACUCCUUUGUUCAUCUGAGCAUCCAGGAGUUUCUGGCUGCAGUCUACAUGCUCCACUGUUUCACCAGCAGGAAGUCAGAGGUGAUCAAGACGUUUCUGGGAGAAAAAUACAGAGAAACAUCUCUAGAUGAGUUCAUGAAGAAAGUCAUGGAGAAAUCCCUCAGCAGUGAAAAUGGCCACCUGGACCUGUUUGUCCGCUUCCUUCAUGGUCUCACUGUGGAGUCCAACCAGAGCAUCUUAGAAGACCUGCUGGGUCAGACAGAGAACAGUCCAGGAACCAUCCAGAGAAUCAUCACCAACCUGAAGAAGAUGAACACUAAAUAUAUCUCUCCUGACAGAAGCAUCAACAUCUUCUACUGUCUGGUGGAGAUGAACGACGUCUCAUUUUAUCAGGAGAUCCAGCGGCUGCUGGAUUCAGGGAAGGAGCUCUCAGUGACUGACUGUUCAGCUCUGGCCUUCAUGCUGCAGGUAUCAGAGGUUCUGGAUGAUUUGGACCUGGAGAAGUACAACACAUCAUGGGAUGGACGACUGAGACUGUUUCCAGCUGUGAGGAACUGCAGAAAGGCUCGACUUGGUGGCUGUUUGAUCCAAAAGGCUGAAUGUGAAGUUUUGGCCUCGGCUCUGAAGUCCAACCCAGAUCUGACUGAACUGGAAAUAAAUGACAUUAACAUACAUGGAGGUGGAGACUCUGAUCUGAAGCCUCUGGUUGAGAUCCUGGAGAGUUCAGUCAGUAAAGUGAAGAUUCUGAGAUUGAAUGGCUGCAGUUUGUCAGAGACCAGCUGGACUUCUCUGUUCUCAGCUCUGAAGUCCAACCCGACCCAUCUGACAGAACUGGACCUGAGCAGAACCAACCUGGAAGUUUCUGGAGUGAAGGAGCUCUGUGGUUUUCUACAGACUGAAGGCUGCAGACUGGAAACAUUGGUAUUGAAGGGCUGCAGUUUGUCAGAGACCAGCUGGACUUCUCUGUUCUCAGCUCUGAAGUCCAACCCGACCCAUCUGACAGAACUGGACCUUUUCAACACCAACCUGGAAGAUUCUGGACUGAAGGAGCUCUGUGGUUUUCUACAGACUGAAGGCUGCAGACUGGAGACAUUGAGAUUGAGCUGCAGUUUGUCAGAGACCAGCAGGACUUCUCUGUUCUCAGCUCUGAAGUCCAACCCGACCCAUCUGACAGGACUGGGCCUGUACAGAACCAACCUGGGAGAUUCUGGAGUGAAGGAGCUCUGUGGUUUUCUACAGACUGAAGGCUGCAGACUGGAGACAUUGAGAUUGUUUGACUGCAGGUUGUCAAAGAUCAGCUGUGAUUAUUUGGCCUCAACUCUGAAGUCCAACCCGACCCGUCUGACAGAUCUGGACCUGAGAGAGAACUACCUGAUGGAUUCAGAUGUUCAGCAGCUGAUGUUUCUUGUAGACACUGUAAAGUAA
Messenger RNA from Xiphophorus maculatus (southern platyfish), 5351 nucleotides. RefSeq names its product NACHT, LRR and PYD domains-containing protein 3-like. Gene Ontology annotation, molecular function: protein binding. The record is from RefSeq and is a predicted model, not a curated record. The coding region runs from base 1617 to 5351 and encodes 1244 amino acids. NCBI's taxonomy places the organism in Eukaryota, Metazoa, Chordata, Actinopteri, Cyprinodontiformes, Poeciliidae. The transcript has 12 exons.